This is a messenger RNA of Hibiscus syriacus, 676 nucleotides long. RefSeq names its product bZIP transcription factor 11-like. The transcript has a single exon. Lineage: Eukaryota; Viridiplantae; Streptophyta; Magnoliopsida; Malvales; Malvaceae. Gene Ontology annotation, molecular function: DNA-binding transcription factor activity; transcription cis-regulatory region binding. Bases 74 to 583 code for a protein of 169 amino acids. The record is from RefSeq and is a predicted model, not a curated record. Gene Ontology annotation, cellular component: nucleus. Gene Ontology annotation, biological process: positive regulation of DNA-templated transcription.
CGCAUAAAUCAUAAUUUCUAAACCUUUUGCUUUGUUUUUUUUUUACUUCUUUAUUAUUAUUAUUACUAAAGCCAUGCUGUCCACUAUUCCGGCCGAUAUCUCAUCCGGUUCAUUGGUCGACUACGAUCCAUUCCUAUAUUUCGAAAGCGGCUUCACGCUGCCGUGGGAUUGCUCGGAACUUUUUAAUACAACCCAAUCAAUACAGCCAGCGGGAUCGGGUUCUGGUUCAGACGAAACAAACCAAAACCGAACCAACUCGAACUCUAGUUUAGAUGAACCGAACCAGGCACUUUCUGUCAUCGAGGAACGAAAGAGGAGGCGUAUGAUAUCGAACAGGGAAUCAGCGAGGAGGUCACGGAUGCGUAAACAGAAGCAUUUAGAAAACCUAAGGAACCAGGUCAACCGGCUUAGAGUCGAGAAUCGAGAACUGAACAACCGGUUGAGGUUGGUUCUGUACCACUGUCACAGUGUAAGGACGGACAAUGAUCGGCUCCGGUCCGAAUACAGUAUGCUCCGACAAAAACUUUCGGACAUACGUCAAAUUUUGCUAUUCAAGCAACUGCAGCAAUUUUCACCUGCAUGAACAUGCUAUAACGUUAACGCCAUAUCCGAACAGAACUCAUCAUUAGUCACUUAAUAUAUAUUGAACUUGCAAUAAUGGCAUCAUAAUUCGAGA